GCCUCAGCUAGUCGUUAUCCGCGAUAAUACCUGAAGCCGGGACAAUUUCAUUAAAUAAUCGAUCUUGACCCACGUGACUCGCGAUUCCAAUCGAUCAUCGAGAAAAGAUGACGGAUCGCAUAACAAUCCGGUCACCCCUGUUGGUGCUGAUCGCUUUCCUGUUGCUAUCAGGAUGUGUUAAUGGUGAAAUUGAACAGCGAGCCUCGAGGCAGUCGUUUGACCAAGCUCCGAAGACCCUGGAGGAAACCAUGAACAAGGACUGCAGCAAGUCCUACAGUGUCACGUGCCUCAAACUGGACGUUGUCUCGUUCGUUGACAAGUUGUCCGAGCAGAAGGACAUCGGGAUACUCCCGGGGGUCUCCGUUAUCAAGGAGAACACUACGGACGUGCCGGCUUCGGAUCUUGUCGCCAAUCUCGCCCGAGAAUUUCCCAAUGAUGUUGACAAGCGGCUGGAUGCAUACGUGCUGCACAAGAUUGGAAGCUACUUGAAUAGUCAUUUUAUUUCUAUCAAGCUCUUUGAUCCCAAGACAUUCGAGGCUGCCAGGAACUUCAACGAGGAGAGCCUCUCGCAAUUCGGAUUGUUCGGGAGUUCUUCUGCCGAAACAGGUCGAAGGAAGAAGAAUGGUAAUAUGGGCGCCCUUGCUGCUGGGCUCAUGAUGAUGAAGGGAACUCUGGGAGCUCUUGGAUUUGGUGCUUUAGCCAUGCUGGCGGGUAAAGCUCUCAUGACAGGACUGAUGGCUCUCAUGCUGUCAGCUAUUGUUGGAUUGAAAUCACUGACAAGUGGUGGAGAAAAGAAAACAACUUACGAAAUUGUCAGCAAGCCUGUUUACUCAUCUUCCCACACGCACAGCAGUGAGGAACAGCAUCAUGGACAUGGAUAUGGACACUCUGGAUAUGCGAGAUCCCUGGAUAUCGUUGAGUCCAACGUCCAGGAGGGCAUUCGGAAGUACGGAAAUGUGAGGGAUCGUCGUGCUGUUUGAUUCUGCCAAUAGGCCAUUAGCCUGAUCCAUCGCUCAGAUUCAAAUUCAAAUUCAAAUCAAUUGCGUGCUACUUUUCACCUUUUUCGAAAACAUUAUUCUUCUUUCUAUUAUUCUCCAUCACCUCUCCCUCGGAUUUCUUUCUAUCUCCUUAUUUAUUUGUCUUAAUCUUUCCCGACAAUUUUUCUCCUAUCGUCUUGGAUUUCCAGAAUUGAUUUGAAUCGAUAUAAGAGGAUUGGAAUAUAGCACAUAACAUAUCAGUCAAUAUUUAUUCUGAAGUUUUUUCUCUUCACGUUAGUGUAUUUAUUCGCAUGUACAUUAUGAAUAAAUUAUAUUUUUGUAAA
This is a messenger RNA of Fopius arisanus, 1321 nucleotides long. RefSeq names its product DUF1676 domain-containing protein Osi16 (gene Osi16). The record is from RefSeq and is a predicted model, not a curated record. The coding region runs from base 108 to 980 and encodes 290 amino acids. Gene Ontology annotation, cellular component: membrane. NCBI's taxonomy places the organism in Eukaryota, Metazoa, Arthropoda, Insecta, Hymenoptera, Braconidae. The transcript has 2 exons.